Messenger RNA from Esox lucius (northern pike), 2568 nucleotides. It is a transcript of the gene lmod3, whose product is annotated as leiomodin 3 (fetal). Gene Ontology annotation, cellular component: striated muscle thin filament; myofibril. The coding region runs from base 141 to 2282 and encodes 713 amino acids. The record is from RefSeq and is a predicted model, not a curated record. NCBI's taxonomy places the organism in Eukaryota, Metazoa, Chordata, Actinopteri, Esociformes, Esocidae. Gene Ontology annotation, biological process: myofibril assembly; pointed-end actin filament capping; muscle contraction. Gene Ontology annotation, molecular function: tropomyosin binding. The transcript has 3 exons.
GUGUGUGCAGUACAUUUAGCAGCAAGACACCGAGUCAGUAGCACUGUCCACUCACCUCUAGAACUGUAGUCAUUGUAGAUUAUAUAUUUUCUUUUUAGGUUGAUUGACAAGUCGUUUUUUUUGGUCAAACCACUGCUAGCAUGUCCAAACAUAGAAACCAGGACAUGGAGGACAUAAAUGAGGAAGACAUAGAUGAAGACGAUAUCCUGGCUAGUCUGUCUCCUGAGGAACUUACAGAACUCCAGAAAGAGAUGGAUGUUUUGGCUCCAGAUGAGAAAGUACCGCUUGGUCAGAGACAGAAGGACCAAAAGAAGAAAGACAAGCCAGAUUCUGAUGAUGAGGAAGACAUUGAUGAAGAUGAUAUCUUGGCACACUUGUCUCCUGAGGAGCUGAAAGAGCUCCAGAAAGAGAUGGAUGUUAUAGCCCCAGAUGAGAGGGUGCCGGUGGGUCAGAGGCAGAAGAGCCAGACAGAGAAGACGCCCACGGGCUCAUUUGACCACAGGGGCCUGGUAGACUAUCUAUACUGGGAAAAGGAGUCCAAACGCAUGCUAGAGGAGGAGAGGGUCCCUGUCAUCCUACUGGCCAGUAAGAAAACUAUGGAAGAGGAUGCUGAAAAAAAAGAAAACCGUAAAGACGUAGAGACUGUGUAUGAGGAGAUGGAAGAAGUAAUCGAAAUGGAAGCUACAGACGGUGUUGAACGAGAGGAAGAGAUAGAGGAGAUCAUAGAAGAAAUGAUAGAAGACAAGGAAGAGGAUGUAAAAAGGGAGUUAGAAGAGAAUGAGAACAAUGACAUAGCCAUAAAAGAGGAAAGGGUCACAGAAGAACAUGAAAAUCCAACGAAUGAACAUUUAAAAGAGUCAUCUGAAAACAAAAGCACAAACACUGUAAACACUGCCAGCUCCCUGCAAGCUUCUCCUGGGUUUGCAGACAUGAAAGAGGAGAAAGAGACUGAAAGCACAGAACAGAAAAAUAUCCCAUCAGAAAUACCUGAGAUGACUCCAGAGGAGAAGAGGGCAUGUUUUGUCCCAGAGAAAGAGGUUAGGGUAAUAAACAAACUCAAUAUUCCAAAGCUGGCCCUUGGUGGGGCCCUUGGUGGGGCCCUUGGUGGAGGCCUUGGAGGCCUUGGUGGGGCCAAAAAGACAUCAAGGCCUUCAGGGAAUGAGACAAACCUGGAAACCACCCUAGAUAAAAUACGCAACAACAACCCUGCUGUCACAGACAUAAACCUGAACAACAUAGAAAACAUUCCCAAAGAAAUGCUUUUAGACUAUGUUGAUGCCUUGAAGAAGAACAAACAUGUCAAGUCGUUCAGCAUAGCCAACACUGGUGCAGACGAAAACAUUGCAUUCAUGUUGGCCAAAAUGCUGAGAGAGAACCGCAGCAUCACCACCUUGAACAUAGAGUCUAAUUUCAUAACAGGGAAGGGAAUCGUUGCCAUUAUCCGUUGCCUCCAGUUCAACGAGACCCUCACGGAGCUCCGCUUCCACAACCAGAGACACAUGCUGGGCCACCACGCAGAGAUGGAGGUGGCGCGCCUGCUCAAGGCCAACAACACCCUCUUAAAGAUGGGCUACCACUUUGAGCAGGCAGGACCCAGGAUGGUGGUGACUAACCUCCUGUCCAGAAACCUGGACCGCCAGAGACAGCAGAGGAAAGAGGAGCAAAACAAGCAGCAGCAGAAGGAGCAGAAGGAGAUGUUGGAGAUGUAUGAGCGUGCACUGAACCUGCCCCCUGGGCUGCUGUCGAUGCUGGGUUACAUCCCUCCUGAAAUUGCUGCCCUCGUGCCGCAGCUUUCCCAGGGUCCACAGGUUCCCGCAAAGCUUAAUCCAGAGCCCUCCUCCACAGCUGAGCAGCGUCAAUGCAAGCAGGUUAACCACACAGCCCAGUGCAACCGCAUUCUACCACAAGACCCCAGUACAGACUCGUCUGGUAACCCUCUGAGGAACAUCCAGCUGAAGAGAACUCCCAAAAAGCGUGACCCUUUUCUUGAUCUGGACCAUCGGGAGGAGAGGAAAACGGAGAGGCUGAACGUCCAGCUCAGGAAGACAACAGGAAAACAAAAGGACACGAGCGUUGAUGAGAUGGUAGAACUGAAGGCCACGCUGAAAGAUGUGAUGAAGACACUGAAGCCUGUCCCUCGGAGGCGGCAGCCACCCAAGGUGGAUUUGACACCCCGUGAUGAACUUCUUAACGAGAUCAAAAAAAGCAAUGUGGCCUAUCUGAAAGCUGUGCCACUCCCAAAAGAAUUGGAAUCUAGAGAAACCAGUCUCUUCAAUCUCUGAGCAAUCUGAAACACCUUCAGACAGCUGUUUGUUCUUCGUGUUUACUCUUUUUUCAUGUGUAUUUGCAACCAUGUAACCCCAGAAAAAACCUGCUCAACUAACAAUAGUCAGCUUCCCCAAAUGGUCUGCCAGAGUACUCCUGGUCAGACACAACACUUUUUGCUCCUUUAGGUUUGUAACUUGAAUGUUACUUGAGAUAUACUCCAUACAAUGUGCAUAUUAUAAGUACAGCAGUUUAAAAUGAAGAAUGUCUAUGAAUAAAUAAUUAUAACUGAGUGAAAUUCAA